CUGUUAGCUGCUGGCUGCUAGCUGUUAGCUGCUAGCUGCUAGCUGUGGCUCUACAGCACUAAUAAAAACCCUACAGUAAGUGAAUUCUUAAAGCAAAAGACAUGAAACACCUUUUAUUUACCUUCACUGCUCAAUAGGAAGAAACACAUAAUCAGUAAAGAUCAGAAUGCAGUUUAUUAUCUUAUUACUUUGGCUGAAUCCUGAUAAUCUGCCUCGUUAGAAAAACUGCUGCACUGCUUUCAUAGACUGAAGCUUUUUUGUCAAACAUCUCCUUGAUAUUUAACUUCUAGUUAAUUAGAAGAGUUUGAAACGGGAGGAGCUCAGAGUGGGAGCUGAAAACGGAUAGAAAAAACUGAAUUCUCUUUAUUUCUCACUGUCGUCAACGUAGAGCCUUUAAAAGCACAAAAUAAAAUAUUUUUCUAUAUAAACCCUCCCAGAUCAUAAGUGUUAUGAUCCUCCCAGAUAUUAAUUUCUAUCUACUUAUUUGUUCUCAGUCAUCCAGGAAAUGUCAUAAUUAAAAAAAGGGUUAAAAAUAAAGCAACUUAAGUUAUAAUUUAAAUGGGCCAUAACUUGUAUUUAUUUAUUUCAGUAAAUCAAUGUUUACUAAGAGCAGUUAUUCAUUAACGCUUUUUUAUUUAGAACCUUAAAUGUUGUAAAGGUGUAGCAGCGAUUAGAUCAUUAGAACAAAGAUCGAAUAGAAGCAACAUUUAAAUUUGAGUUUUAUUUCUCAACAGGCUGCUUACUGAGAGAAACACGUUUGAUGUGCAUCACUAGUCAGUUUUGGUCCUUAAAACAGUUUAAACCACAUUUUACGUUACAUUUCACUGUAACUUUGCUGACCCCCCGUUUCUGGUUCCCCCCAAUAAUGAGAUGGAUCUACGCCCUUGUUAUACGGAAACUGAAUGAGCGCUCGCUGACACGCUCAAGACUCCUUCUUUACUAGUGAUCAGACAGGAAAGUGGGCGUGAGAGUGGGAAGACAUGUGGCAAAGGUCAACAGGCCGGGACUCGACCCUGUGAUGGUCACUUUGAGGCAUGUGCUGCAUUUCAGCGUCGCGCCGCCGCCGGUCCAUGAUUGUUCAAAGGCUACCAGUCUAAGAUGAUCCUGCAGUGGGAUUUUUGUCUUUGAGACAAGACGGUAUGAACACAUCAACCUGGUUUUGUAUUCCAUUCACAAGCUGCUGAUCCUUUUAGAAUUGUUUCUAAUAUUUUAUUUAAGGCUCAAUGAUCUGACACCUCGUUAUCCUGCAGACCCAGAGCUCUUGAUGGUUCCCAGGAGCUACUCCACUCCCGGUUCCUGGGAACCAUCUUCCACCAUCUGUAAGGUUCAAAACAUGAGUCAGUCCAUUGAGGUUCUGGACCAACGGACGCAGAGGGACAUGCAGUUUGUGGAGAAGAUGGAGGUGCAGCUGAAAAGUCUUGAGAACAAAUUCAAACAAGUUGAGGAGGGUCAUGAGAGCAACAUUGCCAGGCAGUACAAGUCCAUUAAAGCCAAGAUGGAGGAGCUGCGUCCUCUCAUCCCGGUUCUGGAAGCCUACAAGGCAGAUGCUCUGCUGGUCCGACAGUUUAAAGAGGAAGCAGCCAAUGUGACGGAACUGCUGGGAUCGCUGCAGGAACAACUGGGAGGACUGGACUACCAGGAGGUCCACAGCCGGGUCAUGGACCUGGAGAACCGUCUGCGCGCCUGCAUGCAGAGGCUUGCUUGUGGGAAACUUACAGGAAUAUCAGAACCUAUUACAAUGAAAACAUCUGGGUCCAGGUUUGGCUCGUGGAUGACCGACCCGCUGGCUUCAGUUGGAGACAACAGAGUUUGGUACAUGGAUGGUUAUCACAACAACCGCUUUGUCAGGGAGUACCAGUCAAUGUAUGACUUCAUGACAACAGAUAACUUCACGUCUCAUCGCCUGCCUCAUCCGUGGUCCGGUACUGGCCAAGUUGUUUAUAAUGGAUCUAUUUUCUAUAACAAGUUCCAGAGUCACACCAUAAUCAAAUUUGACUUUAGCACGUCACUCAUCAGCCGCUCCCGCCAGCUUGACUUUGCUGGUUACAACAACAUGUACCAUUACUCAUGGGGUGGGCACUCUGAUAUCGACCUCAUGGUGGACGAGGGCGGGCUCUGGGCUGUUUAUGCAACCAAUCAAAAUGCUGGCAACAUUGUGCUGAGCAAAUUAAAUCCAAACACUCUUCAAAUCAUCCGCAGUUGGACCACCAACCACCCAAAGCGAAGCGCCGGUGAGGCCUUCAUGAUCUGCGGAACGUUGUAUGUCACCAAUGGCUACUCAGGAGGAACUAAGGUGUACUACGCCUUCUCCACCAACUCCUCCACCUAUGAAUACAUCGACAUUCCCCUCACCAACAAAUACAGCCACUUGUCCAUGCUCGAUUACAAUCCUAGAGACAGAGCACUUUAUGCCUGGAACAACGGCCACCAAGUUCUGUAUAAUGUAACUCUUUAUCACAUAAUACAGUAACUAGACAUGGUUCCUCUGUGUCACAGUUUAAUAUAAUAUGAUUCUCACAUAAGACUUUACGUUUCCUCUCACAAUUUCUGACUCAAAGACACCUGUAAGACAAAAGCAAUUAUUCAGAUCAUUUAUGUGCUUCCAGGGCAAACAGGGUCACUGACUGAAACUGUAGAUCACAGCUGAAGAGAAUCAGAAAACGACUGUUCCUCCUUCUACCCCCGUCUGUACUACAGUUUUAGAGGCGUUUCUUAGCAUGAGGCACUACAACAAGAUGUCGGCGUGUGAAUCGUGAACAAAUAGAAACAGCACUUAGAGCUAUGGAACUCAAAGUAUUUCUGAUUUUAUACGUUUUUAAAAUUGUCACAACACCAAAUAUUGUAUUAAGAUGCAUGUUGUAAAUUUUGCAAAGACCUUUAUCUUUUCAUUCAUUAGUCAUAUAAACAUUAAAGCUGGGCUGGAAAUCAUUAAUCAAGCUGUUAAAAACAUUUCUAUUCUCAAAGACUGCUAUAAAAAAUGUAAGGAACCAAAACGUAAUGAAAGUGUUUCUAGUUUAAGAAACGAAACAUGUUUUCCUGGUUUUUGUAAUUCCUCAAGUCCAGACAUUUUCUUGGUACUGAAAAUAUGGAACAAAGUACUGGACUGUUAACUUUUAGAUGUUACAAUGUUAUUUUAUUGUUACAGAUUUUAGGAAAGGGACUGAUUCCCCUGAAACGGUUCCUUUUAACCUCGACGUCAUUUGCUUUCUAAAUUACAACAAAGUGUUUGAAUAAAAUAUAUGUAUUGUUUUGGGAUUGUUUGCAUUUUUUUCGUAUAACUUUACGAUUCCAAUUCAAAAUGGAAUUUUAUGAUUUUUUUAAUGUAACAUAUCAAACAGCAAUAGCUAUUGUUCUCUUGCAAAAAAGUAUUGUUGGAACUUUUUGUAGGAAAAGCAGAACUUUAAAGUCUGUAACUUUUCGUAUGACUUUCUGUGCUAAAUGUUUAGUUUGUGAAACAUACUUUCUACUGAAAUAAACCUUUUUUUGCUGAAUAACAAAAACCCACAUUUAUUUAAAUGAUAAUAUUUUAUGGUGUGUUUCUCUGGGUUUUUUUACAUACAAGCAGAUUUUUAAUAGAUUCAGAAAAUUACAUUUAUUUAUUGGCUUGUGAAAUAAUUUUGUUCAUUUUGGUGUUCGGUGCCAUGUAAAGAAAUCCAAAUGGAUCAAUUAGUUAUACAUAUGAUCAGCAGUUUUGACUGUUUAUUCCAUUGUUUUGUGUAGAUUUUGUGUAACCAUUAAUACCAGUUAAGAAUCGACAUGAACAUUUUCACUGUUUUGUGUAGAUUAAGCAAAUAAAAGUGGGAACUGUG
Messenger RNA from Poecilia reticulata (guppy), 3809 nucleotides. RefSeq names its product noelin-like. NCBI's taxonomy places the organism in Eukaryota, Metazoa, Chordata, Actinopteri, Cyprinodontiformes, Poeciliidae. Gene Ontology annotation, biological process: signal transduction. The record is from RefSeq and is a predicted model, not a curated record.